UGUAGUGCAAGUAUUACUCAUAAGUGAAAAUCAGAAAGUUAACAGCUGGAACAAUAUGGAGAAGGGUAUGGAGAAACUGAACAUGGGUUCACUCACCACCGGUGAAGCACCCUACCCUCUUCAGACAAAGGUUUCAUCAAUCACCCCUGGUGAAGCACCCUCAAGUUGGAAGUCUGUGAACAUUGAUAAAUUGUUGACGGAUGAAGGAUAUGAUGAAACCAGCGCUGAUGAAUUUUACUGGUGGAAUGUUGUGGACAAACUGAACACACAAACACCGAUGGCAGUGAUACCGGACACAAAGAGAAAGACUUGGAAGACAAUUCGUUUAUUUGUCAGCAGUACUUUUAAAGACAUGAAUUCUGAGAGAGAACAUUUGGUGAAGCAAAUAUUCCCGCAGCUUCGUCAGUGGUGUGAGGGGAGAAAACUCCGGUUGAUAGAGUGUGACCUGCGCUGGGGAAUCCCCAAAGACUCUGACACCAGCAAAACCCUCAUUGGUUGCUUGUCUCAGAUUGACAGAUGUCGUGAGGAGAAUGAGUGUCCGUACUUCCUGUGCAUGUUGUCAGAAAGGUAUGGCUGGUGUCCGCAGCCUACAGAGGUGCCAGAUCACAUCAAAACCAGGUACAAGUGGAUGCCAGGCAUAUCUGUAACAUCACUAGAGAUCCUCACCGGGGCCUACUGGGAUCACAACCCGAACGUAAGUGUAGAAGUCUUCUUAGAAGGUCAAAAUUGCAAGAAUCAGGGGAUUCCUGUGACAGGUUUUGGAAAUAGACACAUUUCAUCCAAGUGUUAUGGCACGACAGUGAGAUAA
This is a messenger RNA of Liolophura sinensis, 808 nucleotides long. Its product is annotated as telomerase protein component 1-like. Gene Ontology annotation, cellular component: Cul4-RING E3 ubiquitin ligase complex. The record is from RefSeq and is a predicted model, not a curated record. The transcript has 5 exons. The coding region runs from base 56 to 808 and encodes 250 amino acids. NCBI's taxonomy places the organism in Eukaryota, Metazoa, Mollusca, Polyplacophora, Chitonida, Chitonidae.